AAAAAGGAAGAAGGCCGGAGGCCCGGAGAGCUCAAAGGCAAGAGUCUACUUACAGCGUCCUUUUUUCUGGGCAUCUCCGUCGCUGUCUCCCUUCGACACCCAUAUCGAUUUUUUGUUCGAGGACGCGAGUCGCCUUCGUCGAUUGGGCAUUAUUUCUUGGUGAUUUUUAUUUACCCCGAGGGAGUUGUGUUCGCUUGGUGAUUUUCUGUGUAUCUUUUGAAAGAAGAAAAUGUUUGGUGCUAUUCAAAAGGUUGGGCGCAAUGGAUUUGCUGCUGCUGCAUCCAGCUUGGCCCCUAGACAGUCUUUGCACAGGAUUUUUCCUGCGUUAUCUAUGCUACAAAAGAAUUUUUCAAGUGCUGCAAAAGAGAUGACAGUUCGUGAUGCUCUAAAUUCAGCUCUUGAUGAGGAGAUGGCUGCAGAUCCAAAGGUUUUUGUGAUGGGAGAGGAGGUUGGUGAAUAUCAAGGUGCUUACAAGGUUACUAGAGGUCUUCUUGAUAAAUAUGGUCCCAACAGGGUUCUUGAUACCCCCAUCACAGAGGCUGGUUUUGCGGGAAUUGGAGUUGGUGCAGCCUACUACGGCCUCCGUCCUGUAGUGGAGUUUAUGACCUUUAAUUUCUCGAUGCAGGCUAUUGAUCACAUUAUCAAUUCUGCUGGAAAAUCAUUUUAUAUGUCUGGUGGACAGAUAUCUGUACCUAUUGUUUUCAGGGGUCCUAAUGGAGCUGCAGCAGGAGUUGGUGCUCAACAUUCCCAGUGUUAUGCUGGAUGGUAUGGGACUUGUCCAGGUCUUAAAGUGCUCUCUCCUUACUCAUCAGAAGAUGCUCGAGGGCUGCUUAAAGCAGCUAUCAGAGAUCCAGACCCUGUUGUCUUUCUUGAAAAUGAAUUAUUAUAUGGUGAAGCUUUUCCUGUUUCUGAGGAGGCUCUUGACUCUAAUUUCUGUCUUCCAAUUGGAAAGGCUAAGAUAGAACGGUCUGGAAGUGAUGCAACUAUUACAGCUUUCUCUAAGAUGGUUGGUUAUGCACUUCAGGCUGCAGAAAAACUUGCAAAAGAAGGGAUCAGUUUGGAGGUCAUAAAUCUACGAACAAUAAGGCCCCUUGAUAGAGAAACCAUCUUUGCUUCGGUCAAGAAGACCAAUCGGCUUAUUGCCCUUGAAGAAGGUUUUCCCCAAAAUGGUGUUGCUGCCGAAAUUGGUCAAUCGGUGAUGGAGGAGUGUUUUGAUUACCUUGAUGCGCCGGUAUGUAGAGUUUCUGGAGCUGAUGUACCCAUGCCUUAUGCAGCCAACCUAGAAAGGAUGGCCGUUCCACAGGUUGAUGACAUUGUUCGUGCCGUGAAAAGGUCGCUGCAUUCUGUUCCGCUUGCUGCUGUUGCCUAGAGCUUUUUGGUCGGACCAUCGAUUCUUCGGAUUUGAGAAGGCUGGCUUUCCGGAUGUAAAGCUGCAAACUGUAGUUGAGGAAAUGAUAAAAAUUCUCCCCUACGAAAUCUCUAUCUGUAUUUUGUUUUACAUUCUUCCUCUUUGAAGGCUUUGGUGAGCCAAAUUUGUGGAAUAAGCUGAUGAAAAUGAAGAAUUUCACGUGAUCCUCCCAAGUA
Molecule: messenger RNA, 1584 nt
Organism: Nymphaea colorata (pocket water lily)
Lineage: Eukaryota; Viridiplantae; Streptophyta; Magnoliopsida; Nymphaeales; Nymphaeaceae
Product: pyruvate dehydrogenase E1 component subunit beta-1, mitochondrial-like
Exons: 15
Coding region: 230-1369 (379 amino acids)
Biological process (GO): pyruvate decarboxylation to acetyl-CoA
Molecular function (GO): pyruvate dehydrogenase (acetyl-transferring) activity
Source: RefSeq, a predicted model, not a curated record